GCUGAGCCGCCUCGUUGGCUGGACGCGCUCGCGCUGCUCUUGAUCCUCUUCUCUGGUGUGUAAAAUACAUACCGAUCGUUAAGCAUACAUUCACCUCAACUCGUAUCGUGAACAUUUCGCGGGUGUGACAAGCGGCAAUGACUGAUCAUGUGAUUGUAGAUUAGACCAGUGCGAACAAUACACAGUGUGUUUGCGGAUCAUUGGUUUUUCGGUUACUAAAAAAGUAGGAGUAAUUGUGCAGAAGGAAAAAAAUGGCUUCGAUGUGCGGAAGCAGCAAGAGCCACCCGGCCCUGACCACCAGCAGCUUCUACAGGCCAGGCGCUUACCCUUAUCAGAAUGACUACUACCUGCCACCGAGAUCGGCCUGGUCGAGAGUACCACCGCACACAUCAAAGUCGAAUCGAGGCAGCUCGACAUGGAAGGUCGGAAGCGCCAUGUUAAUUGUAAUCGCGAUGCUCGUAUUAGUCGCCGUGCUCGCCAUCGCUGGACUGGCUCUUUGGAUGGGAGCUCUCAGGGCAGAUACGAAGAAUGCAGUCGUAGGCUUUGUCGGUAACUUUAGAAUAACGAGAGGAGAAAAAUACAAUCCUAUGUUGAAAUUGAACACGAGUAUGGUUUUUCGUGAAAAAGAACAAAAGUACAAAAAUAUCUUUGAGCUGCUGUUUAGGAGAAGCGUCUUAGGUCCUUCGUAUAGGCAGGCGAUCAUAGACAAAUUCGAGAACAACACAUUAAAGGUAUUCUUCAGGCUGUACUUGGACAGAAGGAAGAUCCCAAGGUCCAUCACAAACGUAGAGGACACGGUAGAGGAUAUUAUAGCGAAAGAGACUUACUCCGUGAAUUCCUUGUUCAAAGACAUGGAACUCGAUCUUACGAGUAUUACAGUCAAAAGACUAAACCCAGAAGGCGCUGCAAACCCGAAACCAGCUCCAUCCCAACAGCGCAACACGAUGAUAACGAAAAAUGGUAUCCUUCGUCCGAAUCGCAACAUCUCCCUGAUAACAACUCACCCUAAAACCAACCACAAUGUCAAAUCUAAACCGGAGCCGAUCGAUGUUAGUGAUCCUGAAUCGGAAAUCGACUUCAGCAACAUCCCAACGAUCAAAGGCACCUACACAGCGAUCAAUCUCAACGCUACCGGCUCCAGAAGGGAUGAGGUAGUCGUCCCUAGUAGCACCACAACGACAACCACUACCACAACCACGUCUACUACCACCACGACAGCUGCGCCUAGUAGUAGCAGUAGUACGACCACGAGUGAGGCUACGACAACUGUCAAGGUUAGAACGACGACCUUAAGCAGUAGUGGAAGUAUCGAGACGGGUUUUCACGAGUUCAAGGAGCCGGACUUGGAGACCUCGCCCUGGAGACCUAUUAUACCGCCGUACCUGAACAGUGACCACAAGCUCGGACCUGGUGUCGUCACAACUGCCGCACCAUCCGUGGUCACGCAGAAAGAUAAGAAAGACGACGGUCAGUCUGCGGUUGACAAAUUAGCUGAAAUUAAGAAAAUCGUAGUGGAUACCUUACCAGCCACAAACACGUUGGUUCCACCAUUACUGAUCGCCCUCGACGACGAGGACAGCGUUUUUCCACACGACCGUGUUGUUCCCCAGGAGAUGGUUAAUUUCAGGGUCAACGGCAAGUUCAAAAAUAAGCCUCCAGCCAGUUCCGCUGUUUCUCCUAUCUACGAAGAAAGCACUGAAAAUGGCAAACCCAAGAUCGAAGUGUCUGGUCAGUUACCGCCUGAUACCUACGACUUGAGACUUAAGGCUUCUCCAAACGGUCAACCGAUUCCGCCGGUGCAGCUUCCGGGUGUGUUCAAGACUGAUGAUGAAAUAAAGUACACAAGUGUAGAGCCAAAUUUCCCUGGAUUCGAUGAAGAGGACGAACAGCCGACUAUUUUGACGGGUAUUGGUGUAGCUGAACCAGUUCUUGAUACCGAAUUAGAUCUAGAGAGUCGAAAUAGAUACAGUGAAAUAAUGGCAGACGAACCUAAUGAAAAGCUCAAGUCUCCCCUGGACAAUCUGAAGCCACACCAGCCUCAACAGAACCAACCGGUCUACACGAGCUACAAGACUCCUGACCUGAUGGGCGGUUCGAAACCACCUCUAGUCCGAGUCCCAGGAACUCUCAAGCCUUUCAGCCAUACUAUCCCAGUCGACAAGAUUAGUCCAGCAAUGGACGACGUUCCGGCUCCUCCUAUGGAUUUUAUGGAUCCUCCAAUGAAGAUCGAGAAACCGACGAGAGGACAAAAACCCAUACCCAACCUAGAGAGGAUUGUCGAGAUCGAGACAUUUGUCAAGGACGUGACCGAACCACCUGCAAAUAAUAGCAAUUCGACGUCAAAUUCAGAUUCCACUACCGUGGAAACUCUGAUUGACGACGAGAAGGUGCUCAAGAUGACAACUACAGAAGUCAUGUCUGAGUUCCUUCAUCCGGAAUUCAACAACGGAGAGAAGCUGGUUGUGGGCGACGAAGGAUCAGGUUUUCCUUCAAGGAACACGACAUUCGUCAAGGUGGACAUGAUAAAGCACGUACCUGGAGUUUUAGCGAACACCAGCGAAGAUUCGGUGCAGAUGAGGAAUCUGACGAGCGAAGAUUCUAGUCAGCCAACUACGACAACGCAACAGACGACGAAGAACGUCUACAACGAUACGUUGAAGGCUAACGUUGUGAUAGACCUGGUAACUCUCGCACCUGUCAAGAGCAAUACAGGCGUAGGGCGACCGAUAAGACCUCGACCGAAGCGACCUCAGCCUCCCGUCGAAUCGAAAAAUAGGACCGCGGCACCUGUGCUACCUGUUGCAUCUAUAUCUACGGUGAAUACCUCAGAGGAUACCGUCCUUCUAGAGAGGCUCUUUGGACUUCAAAGUGCCGAUAGUGACUCUAAACGAGAGUCUCCUGAACAACAGCAACGCGAUUUUGCUAAAGACCCAUUACCCGAGACUAUCGAGCAGAUCGUAGAGGUCGUUACAUCCAUCAGUACGAAAGUGUCGUCGAGUGUCAAGGAUGACCAGAUGAUUCUCAAACUGGUAAUUACCAAUUCAACAGCAGAACCAGACCACACUCCUCCCAACAAAAUCUCAACUGUUACCACGACAUCCACCGUAACUCCGAACUCUGACCGUAAAAUUGCAACAGCCCAGGAUAAUCAAUUUUUAGUCGACAACCUCCGAAAGUUCGCUUCAGUUAGAACAGGAAACGAACCAGCCACCAAGAAGCCAAAGACCGAAUCUGCUCCACCACCAUCUCCUAUGCCAACGAGGUACAAACCUGACAAUCUGGUCGACCUGGAGAAGCUCAAGCAGAUCGCCGACGUGGUGGCAAGGGGGAACAAGACGGUUACAGUUCCCAAGGAGACAACAGUCAACUUUGCACUGAGUCGCGAUGGUGUGCCCGUCAUGACUAAGACGUUGACCAAGGCUGAGGAGAGGAACGAUAAGAUGAUAUCUACAACUGAAGAGAAUCAAACUAGUCAAGCCCAAAUUUGUCACGGCUUCCAAUGCGGCGACGGCAAGUGCCUGCCCAUUAAAGGGCGCUGCAACAUGUUGAGUGAAUGCGCCAACUCAGAGGAUGAAGCCAAUUGCACUUGUGCCGAUUUCCUCAAAGUUCAGCUUCUUCACAAGAAGAUUUGCGAUGGCACUGUCGAUUGCUGGGACUAUUCUGAUGAAGCUGACUGCGACUGGUGCAGAGAUGGUCAAUUUGUCUGUGGCAACAGCAGGUUCUGCGUGGACCAGUCGAGCAUCUGUGAUGGCAUUCGAGACUGCCCUUACGGCGAAGACGAGAAGAAGUGCGCUGCUCUGAUCGAUGACGACCUACAACUGGAAGACUCAAGCAAACCGUCCGCCCAAGUCUACCGCGAGUUCUUCACUUCCGGCAACGAAGAUAUCUUUGAGGACAUUGAUCGGAAAGACGAUAACGUCGAGGAGAACCAUACUACCGAAGAAGUUCUCGAGGAGGAGUUGCCAGAAGGAAAUCUGAGGGAUGUGGUUUCUGGUAGAGAGAUAUCCUCUUCGAAGACCAGGGGUAACAACAACCUGGUUGGCUCGAUCAGAGCUGACGUAAAGACCGAGGGACCGUUUGCGAAGUACAGCAACAGGCUGGAGGUGAAUAACUUCAACGAUAGAGGAUUUUUGAAUGUGAGAAAAAACGGACAGUGGGGAAAGCUGUGUCUCAGCGAUGCCGACAGUUUGCUACAGCGCAGACAACUGUCCUGGACAAUCGAGGAUCUUGGCAGGGCUGUUUGCAAGGCCAUCACUUAUCAGGACUUUGAUAAAGUUGAGAAGGUACAAGAAGACAGUCCGUCUCUCGACAAAACAUAUUACAGUCUCUCAUUGAAUGACAACAAAUCAACUGACAGAACGAGUCUAACGUUGAAGAAAACUAAGUGCCAAAACGGUCAGGUUCUCAAGGUCAAGUGCAAGAACUUCGAGUGCGGCAUCAGGACUCAAGUGCCAUCUCAAGCGAGAGAAUGGCCUCGAACUCGUCAUUACAGAAUCGUCGGAGGUGGCAGUUCGUCAGCUGGCAGUUGGCCUUGGCAAGUAGCGCUUUACAAAGAAGGCGACUACCAAUGCGGAGGAGUCAUCGUUAGUGACAGGUGGAUCGUGUCUGCAGCCCACUGCUUUUAUCGAGCUCAAGACGAGUACUGGGUGGCACGAAUAGGAGCAACGCGUCGAGGCAAUUUUGCAAGUCCAUACGAGCAGGUGAUUAGGCUGGACUACAUAAUCCUUCAUCCGGAUUACGUGGAUAUCAGCUUCGUCAACGACAUCGCGUUGUUGAGGCUAGAAAAGCCGUUGACUUUCAGUGACUACGUCCGGCCAGUCUGUCUGCCCACCUCUGAGCCCAAGAUUGGGACGACCUGUACCGUUACCGGUUGGGGUCAGCUUUUUGAGAUUGGAAGGCUAUUCCCUGACACGCUUCAGGAAGUUGAACUGCCAAUAAUACCGAUGGAGGAGUGUCGCAAAGAGACGUUUUUCAUCUCGUUCAACACCUCUGGAAUGCUUUGUGCCGGUGUCCAAGAGGGUGGAAAAGACGCCUGUCUCGGCGACAGUGGUGGUCCGCUUGUCUGCUCCGAAUCCGAUAAUAAAUACACCCUCAAUGGUAUAACGUCGAACGGACACGGUUGUGGCAGGAAAGGUCGACCGGGUGUCUACACAAAGGUGCAUUACUAUCUGGACUGGAUCGAGAGAGUAACGUCACGCACCGACAUACCCUCGACAGUUACCAGCUGCAAAGGCCAUCGAUGUCCGCUCGGAGAGUGUCUUCCCAAAUCACGACUCUGCAACGGGUUUCUUGAGUGCAGCGACGGCAGCGACGAGCGAAACUGUCCUCGAACUCGAUGAAUUAUUAAAUCUUAUGCGGUUGCCGCAUAUACUCAACGGAAAGACUGAAUAACUCUUUUUAUUUCUGAACGAUUGUCGAUAUUGUAACGAGAGAUAGGCAAAGGGCCCUUGUGUGGACUACUUUGUAGAAGUAAAAUUUUAGAAGACAGUGAAGAUUUUGGUACAAGUGUUAGUUUUCAAUGUGAAUUAGGUGACAUUCGAUUUUGUAUAUAAUAGAGGUAAUUACGUAUGACACCUAAUUUAAUUAUUAUACUAUAUACAAACUAAGCGACAGAAAAAGACGAUUACACAUCUGAAGUAAUUUAGGUGUCCGACUUAAUUGUACAUAAUACUAUGCAUUUACGUGCUUUAUAUUUUAGAAAUUCUGUCGUAUUUGUAACAUACAUAGAUUAAGGAUAGCAAAAGAAAUAUUUUGGAAAUUUGGUAGAAAUAGUUUUCCUAAUUAGUGCACAAGAUGAUUAGAAAUUAUGCCAAUGGUAAAACUGAUGAAAAUAAUAUUCAACAUAGGUAGACGAUACACAAUUUCUAUUUCUAAUAUUAUUAAAAAGAUUAGUUACACUGAUCUUAUUUGUAAUGAUAAUGAUUAGUUAAGCAAUCCAAUCACAUUGAAAAGCAGUCCACAUUAGGGUCCUUUAAGUAGACAAAUUGUACUCGAUGUUUCGAAUUUCAAUGCAUGUAAUAGUUGUUGUGUAAUGUGAGAUUCGAGAAAUCUGAGACGAUCCUGAUAAUGACAUUAGUCCUUAUGUUAAUAAUUUACUGAUUUGAGAAAAUUUUAAUUUAAGAUUUGGAUUUAAAAUAAACAUAGUUUUAGAGUGAAUCUUCGCGUUAAGUUAGAAUUAAGCUCAUUUUUUAUAAAAAUACAAAUUGUAUAAACAAAUAAAGAAUUCAUAAAACUA
Nasonia vitripennis (jewel wasp) is the source of this 6235-nucleotide messenger RNA. RefSeq lists its product as uncharacterized. Bases 252 to 5339 code for a protein of 1695 amino acids. NCBI's taxonomy places the organism in Eukaryota, Metazoa, Arthropoda, Insecta, Hymenoptera, Pteromalidae. Gene Ontology annotation, biological process: proteolysis. The record is from RefSeq and is a predicted model, not a curated record. Gene Ontology annotation, molecular function: serine-type endopeptidase activity; protein binding. The transcript is spliced from 17 exons.